Messenger RNA from Lacerta agilis (Sand lizard), 2036 nucleotides. It is a transcript of the gene GARIN5B, whose product is annotated as family with sequence similarity 71 member E2. The transcript is spliced from 10 exons. The record is from RefSeq and is a predicted model, not a curated record. Gene Ontology annotation, cellular component: nucleus. Bases 1 to 1830 code for a protein of 609 amino acids. Lineage: Eukaryota; Metazoa; Chordata; Lepidosauria; Squamata; Lacertidae.
AUGAACAAACACCCUCAAGAACGUCAGUGGAGGAAGGCUCCACGUAGACCCCCAAAAGGCAAACGGGUUGCGCAGGGCCGGUCCUCAGCAACAGGGAGACUCAAGCAGGUGCUGCGGAGGCCGGAGUAUUCUCCAUUAGGAGAAGGGGAGAUCUUUGAGGGGACCUUUCUACAGUUAACCAAGACGGGUGAAUAUGCCGUGAUCCACAACCAACCCAAUUUAGUUAUGGUUGGCAUUUUGUCUAGCCGUCCAGGUUUGCUACUUCCAGACAUGAUGGUCAUUGCCCGGGUGAGAAAAGGCAUCAGAGAUAUAGAGGCAAAGGCUAAAGACCUGGAAAUCACUAGGCUGAUCUCUUUAAACCUGGUGGCAUUUCAAGUACAUAGCAUGAAUGAACGGCAGCUGAGAGUGAAGAUGGCGAAUGGCCGGAAAUAUUAUCUCCAACUCUGUGCCCCUGAAGGGAAAGAGGACAUCAUCUUUCAGCGCUGGCUGCGUCUUAUUUAUGUCUUGAAUGUGGCCAAUGGCAGGAUCAGUGAUCCAAUCAGCUUUACGUCAAAGCAAUCCGGGCUCCACACGAUAUGGAAGAGCGCUAGCUUUCGUGCUACGCCUGAGAAGCAUUGGCUUGCAAUUGUCAUGGCUGAAGAAGACUCCACUGAAAUAGUGAAGGAGCAGCUGCGUGAAGCCAACCUGGUCAAGAGCACGUCAAGAUCCAUGGAAAGUGCACCUGUUGCAAAACAUAUCAUCCGAAAAUCAGGUGCUGCUGGCCGCUCUGCUCAAGAAACACGUGGAAUCCCAGCCAGGGAGGGGCACACUUCCAGACCACCACCAGCCACUUCUGCCCCAAGGUCUCCCACCACCUCAGUGGCCGCUGGACCUCGUGGAGGGGGUGCUAAGGCAGCAGCGUCUAACCCAUCCAGGCUACUCAGCUGGCAUGAUCAAAUGACUUCUGGGGAACUGGCCACUUUGGCUGCUCCUUCUAAGUUUGGGAGUCGGAAUCGGAGCAGCCCCUCACGUUCACAGACAGCAGGCGUGAAAUCCCCAAAGCCAAGCAGGCCACAGACUCCUUUAAGCCCCUCUCCAGAGCAGGGGCGCCCCCCUUCGCAGAGGCCAUCCCCGAAGGAAAAGAAGCCUUCUCUACAACUCCGAUCCCCAAAGCCAAGCAGGCCACAGACUCCUUUAAGUCCCUCCCCAGAGCAGGGGCGCCCCCCUUCGCGGAGUCCAUCCCCGAAGGAAAAGGAGCCUUCUCUACAACUCCGCACAGACUUAAAAUCCCCAAAGCCAAGCAGGCCACAGACUCCUUUAAGUCCCUCCCCAGAGCAGGAGCAGCCCCCUUCUCAGAGUCCAUCCCCGAAGGAAAAGGAGCCUUCUCUUCAACUCCGAUCCCCAAAGCCAAGCAGGCCACAGACUCCUUUAAGUCCCUCUCCAGAGCAGGAGCGCCCCCCUUCUCAGAGUCCAUCCCCGAAGGAAAAGGAGCCUUCUCUAGAACUCCGCAGGACAAAGGCAUCGCUGGCAGUGGGACCUUCUGAUCAAGGCUGGGAUAAUGCGGGUGUGAGCCCCUCCAAAGUGGGUGGCCAAAAGUCAAGACCGCAGAGCAAAGCACUGGAAACAGAAAAACAAAGUAAAGAUCUAGCUAAGCAGAUCCAGUCCAGAAGUGCCACAGGGAAACCACCCAGGAGCAAUAAGUCCAUGAACAAAUUGGGAAAGGCUCUGAGUUCAGCAAGACAAAGAAGCAGCCCUACUUUCAUAACCAUCUAUAGUGUCCUGUCCUCAUCGUUGGAGAGACUGAAAGGCAAGGGUGACUACAAGGUACAGGACCCUAAUGUAAGAUGCUAAACCUAACCUACACCAUACAUUUGAAGUACUCUAAUGCAACUUUAAAGAUUUUGGCUUCCACCCAAGAUUCUUGGGAACUGUAGUAUGCUUAGGAUGCGGAACUCACAGACCUACAAUUCCCAGCACCUUGAGCAAACUACAGUUGCCAGGGUUAUCCAUGAGACCAUGAUAAAAGAGCAGUAUUAAAUGGAUGGUACUGGUGAGAC